Messenger RNA from Acaulospora colombiana, 390 nucleotides. The record is from the annotation of a GenBank genome assembly. Lineage: Eukaryota; Fungi; Glomeromycota; Glomeromycetes; Diversisporales; Acaulosporaceae.
AUGACUGAACAAAAUAUCAAUAUCAAUUCUAUUAUGGCAAAAGAUAUCGAAAAGGCAUUGCUUGGAAUCUUAAAUUCAGCAAUUCGUCGAAAAUUUAAAACUGAUAGCAAAUUCGUUAAAGAUCAUCUUAGUUAUGUAACUAGAUUACAGUCGGCAAAAGAACCAGAAAAGUAUAUUCGAUAUAAAGCAAGGCAACUCAUGCCAGACGAGGCAUCAUACAAUAGAAGAAUUGAGUAUAUUCAUGAUCACUAUUCAGGAGAAUUAUGUGAAAGACUUGAAAAAUUACAUAAGCUUUAUUACGAGUUAGCUCAGGAGGAAGAAAAAUAUGAAAUUUCUGAGAUAGAUGCAAGCGAAAUUGUUAAGGGUCUUCUCAAAUUGUCUAUCGAAUAA